ACAUGAGCAGUAACAAGUUUUAAUCUGGCCCCUCAGCACUACCAUGGGCUAAUCUGUGGAGGCUUAUUCCAGUGUCAGCCAGGGUGCAGCCACACGGCACUCGGCAGCGACGUGCUCCUCGGCCGCGACACCAGCUCACCUCUCCGUCAGCUGCACCUGGAGCAGCGGGACACGACGCAGAAGGAGUACAUGCUGGGACCCGCGACCCUCGGGACUGACUCUCCUCUGAGGUCUCCUCCCUCACUUGCAGAGGAAGGGCCCAAGGAGGCACGGACAAGGGGUACUGACCCAUCAGCCAGCAACCAGAAAGUGUCCCAGAUAGCUUUACAUCUGUUGGUCUCCAACAGUAAACUGAGAGUGUGAGGAAUAAACCGAUCUCUGGUGAAGAAUUCUGCCCUGCGAGUCUAGAGACCACACACCUGGAGAUCCCUCCAAGGUGCCGGCCACAGUGCACGCAGUCAGCCCGCCCUCCUUGCGGUUCAGCUCUGUUUAUUAACUUAGUUCUAGGUUGGUCCCCUACACGAGACGACAUGAAGGAGUGUGUGCUCCUAGCACUCUUGGCUUUAUGCUCUGCUAAGCCUUUAUCUCGCCCGUCAUACAUGACGCUGAAGAACAUGAUGCUGAAGGACAUGGAAGAUGAAGUGGGUGGCGACCCUGAUGAUGACAACUCUCUUUUUCCAACAAGAGAGCCAAUUAACCCCUUUUUCCCUUUUGAUCUGUUCCCAACAUGUCCAUUUGGAUGCCAGUGCUACUCGAGAGUUGUACACUGUUCCGAUCUAGGUUUGUCCUCCGUUCCAAGCAACAUUCCAUUUGAUACUCAAAUGAUUGACCUUCAAAACAAUAAAAUUAAGGAAAUCAAAGAAAAUGAUUUUAAAGGACUCACUUCACUUUACGCUUUGAUUCUGAACAACAACAAGCUAACAAAGAUUCACCCAAAAGCUUUUCUAACCACAAAGAAGUUGAGAAGGCUCUAUCUGUCGCACAAUCAACUAACUGAAAUACCAUUUAACCUUCCCAAGACACUAGCAGAACUCAGGAUUCAUGAUAACAAAGUUAAAAAAAUACAAAAGGAGACAUUCAAAGGAAUGAAUACUUUACACGUUCUAGAAAUGAGUGCAAACCCUCUCGAUAAUAAUGGGAUUGAACCAGGUGCAUUUGAAGGAGUGACAGUGUUCCAUAUCAGAAUUGCAGAAGCAAAACUGACCUCAAUCCCUAAAGAUCUGCCAUCAACUUUACUGGAGCUUCAUUUAGACUAUAAUAAAAUUUCAACUGUGGAACUCGAGGAUUUUAAACGAUACAAAGACUUGCAAAGGCUGGGCCUAGGAAACAACAGAAUCACAGACAUUGAAAAUGGAAGUCUUGCUAACAUACCACGAGUAAGAGAAAUACACUUGGAAAACAAUAAACUAAAAAAAAUCCCUCCGGGAUUGCAGGAAUUGAAAUACCUCCAGAUAAUCUUCCUCCACUCUAAUUCAAUCACAAAAGUGGGAGUGAAUGACUUCUGCCCAACAGUACCAAAGAUGAAGAAAUCUUUAUACAGUGCGAUAAGUUUAUCCAACAACCCGGUGAGGUACUGGGAAAUGCAGCCUGCGGCUUUCCGUUGUGUUGUGAGCAGAAUGAGUGUUCAGCUCGGGAACUUCAGAAAGUAGUUAUUAGUAUUAUCCAUUUAAUAUAAAAUUUAAAAAAUUGUUACAUUUGGAAUACUUGAACUCUAUUAAAAAUGGUGGUAUUAUGCAAACAAUCAAAAGCUAUUCCUAAACGGUAAGUCUACUGACUUACUUUAUGACAAAAAAUUUCAACACAAUUUUGCAAAACUAUUGCUACAUCAGGAUUAAGAGAAACACGCAUCUACUGCAGUUUCCUUUUGUAUACAAAUGGAUUCUGCGCUCUACUGCAGUUUCCUUUUGUAUACAAAUGGAUUCUGCACAAAUCUUAUGCUUGAACAUUCUUUUCUUAGUAACAAAAAAAACCACAUUCAGUAUUUAACACUUUGUUAUCAAGUGGAUUUUAAAAGAACUGUACUGUAAUUGGAAUGCUUGACUUAGCAAAAUUUGUGUUCUUUCAUUUGCUGUUAGCAAACCAAAAUUGACAAGAAUGGUUACAUGAAGAGCACAUUAUAUUAUUCUUAAUCUUUAAUAACUCGGAUAGUACUGUAAUGUUUCUGUUAAUGUUGAAGUAUGAUUUCAUAUAAUCUUAUUCAAAUCUCAUAUCUUAAACUAUACUAUCCUUAUGUUUAACUCCUGAUAAUAAGGUCUUCCGUGUUUAUUAGCAACUUGACCGAUGCUAUUCAUAGCAUCUGCUUUCAGACUAUAGCAUAUGCCUUUUAAUUUAAUUAUUACCCGAGUAUAAAACCUCUAUAAAAAUACAUAGUGAGUGUUUAUAUAAAAUCUGUAAUUUACAUUCUUUAUUAUCUCAGUUAUUAUAACUUUCAACAGUACAUCAAUUGUUAGGUCAUAGUACAAUGUCACCUCAAAGCUAAGGAGUAUUCUCAAGGUGUCGCUUAUAAGACCUAGGCUGGGAGAGCCAGACUCUGUCCAUUCUACACAAACUGUUUACUCAAAUAUGACAAACUAAACAACUCUGAAAAUAUAGCUGGUAUAACUGAACAGGCAGAGUCCUAAACAAAACACAAAGAAACUAAAGGUCUGUGCAAAAGCUAAGCAUACCCUAUGUAUUUUUUAUUUACAUUCAACAUAGGCAAAGCUAGAAAAUUUAAAAAAAAAAUUAAAAUAUUGGCUUGAAGUAAAA
Messenger RNA from Mustela lutreola (European mink), 2748 nucleotides. RefSeq names its product asporin (gene ASPN). The record is from RefSeq and is a predicted model, not a curated record. The transcript has 10 exons. Bases 531 to 1649 code for a protein of 372 amino acids. Gene Ontology annotation, molecular function: protein binding. Lineage: Eukaryota; Metazoa; Chordata; Mammalia; Carnivora; Mustelidae.